AAGCACAGAUCACAAGCCUCCCAGUAUAUAAAACUCAGCUUUCCACCUCACUGCCUCAGCCUUGAAUUCCGAUUGAUCCUUUCUUUUUCUUUCUAGAUGCAGACCAAAACCAAGAGGAAACGAUUGAGUCGCGGUGGUCGCUGGACGGAAGAAGAGCGACUUCAGCUGGUGCGGCUGCGUGAUCGUAAUAAGCAUCUGGCUUGGGAUCAGUUUCAGAAGAUAUACUUUCCGCGACGGUCCUAUAUGGCUCUGACGAAGGCUUAUUCGGAUAUGAAAUUGAAACGACAUCCAAGGGACAACACAAUGACCAAUCAUACUAGCAAUGAGACGAUGCUGCCACCCAAGACCAACAGGCCAAACAAACGACCAAUUACUGACGAGCGCUCUGUCAAUGAACGAGCCAAUAAACAAGCUAAGACAGCCGAGAGAGAUCCGAGCUAUGUGCCUGAGGAAGACGGCGAAGGUUCGCAAUUUUCGGAGGGCGAAGAUAUUGCUCAUGAUAGCUCGUUGAGCCCUGUGCAUGGUCGAACGAGAAGUUCGGCGAACUCCUUGGCAAAGAUUAGAGCCCAAAACGUCGCGAUACGGCCAAUAUCUCAAAAUCCCAGGAAUACCACGAGCUUACAGACAGGUGCAUCAGAUAAGGCAGCUUCGGAGUCCCCUAGCCGGGCUAGACCAACUAGGGGCCCUGAGAGGAUUCUAGGCUCUGUUCGCGAUAGAAAUCCUGUGUCGACCACUACAGCGAUGCAAAGUAUCAGCCCGCCCAAAGCCAAUCCUAGCGAUCCCCCUUCUAAAGCUUCGCAGCCGGGAAGGGCCACUUCGCAAAUAGAAAGCCUGGAUUCGGGCACCACACACGACCUAUUUUCCAGCCUUGUGAAAUCUAUUGCUGAUCAUAGAAAAUCGUAUGAAUUGUUGCCAAAAUUCCCUGAGAGGCAAGGGAGUGAGCUCAUUACGUGGAGUCUUCUCGGCAUGAUCUCUGAUGCUCUUUCUUAUCCGUCAGCUCAGCUACGUAAUGAAAAGCAAACACGAGAGCUUCAGGAAUUCAGGUCUGAGAUCGACACACGUAAAAAGGGCCAAAAAUCCUUGGAGGCAGAGUUAUCGAAGGCCAAGGCAGAGCUAUCGAAAGCCAGGGGCGAGACAGCUAAAUUAGAACAACAAAUCAAGUCAACUCAAUCUCAGGGUUGCAAAGAAUGUCGCCGACUGCAAGAGCGAAAUACGACUCUGGAAGAGAAGCUCAGCCUUUUUAAGCGCGUGAGUAGGCAACUUCUCUCUGGCUCAGAAGAGAAACAGCCCCCUCCUGGCUCGUCGACGUCUACCACAGCGAUAUCUGGUUGACAGGAAGCUGAAGCAGCUGUUGUUAACCUAUUUUAGUUCAGGUGUACUGUGUGGUCACUGUAUUGUUUGAGUGCUCUGUUUGAUCGCUUCAUAGCGAAGGAUGUGUGUGCGAAUGGCAACCCUGACUUACCACAUUGCAAAUGACAUACCAUAGAUACAUAUAUAACACAA
Molecule: messenger RNA, 1503 nt
Organism: Aspergillus pseudotamarii
Lineage: Eukaryota; Fungi; Ascomycota; Eurotiomycetes; Eurotiales; Aspergillaceae
Exons: 5
Coding region: 97-1332 (411 amino acids)
Source: RefSeq, a predicted model, not a curated record